AUGGAUCAUCUCACCUUCACUGCGCUUACCCCCACGGGUUUUGAACUGCCUCCUUCUACCGGCACGGUCAAUUCACGAGACCCUCUAUGUCCCGCUGUAUCGUCGUUUCCUUUCAACGGUCUUCCUAGGGAAAUUCGACUUCUGGUCUGGGAAGAGGCAUUACUCCAGGAGUCAUCAGAACGCAUAGUCGUGCUCAGCUCUGCACAAUUCGAUAUAAGUAGAGCAUGUGCCCUUAAGUUCUUCGAUCUGAAGCUAUCCCUAUUCGACAAAGCGACGUUUUUCAUUAGGUAUUACAUGGAGUUGCACCUUGAGGACUUCGCUAUUCCGCAACAUACCCCUGAGGACGAGAAGUGCGUGUAUAUUAGUCUCGAGCAUGAUAUAUUCACUACAGGUCUCAACUUCCAGCCGGUGGAUGGCACCAAAUUGAGUAAAUUGAGUAUGACGCCGACAACAUUUGCGUAUUCACCAAUCCCGUUCCCGACAACGGUGCGUUUAAUGGAUGCACCCAUGUGCCACUUCCACGAUGAUGGUGAAACCUUGUUCCCCUCCAAAAUCACUGCAAAGUACCGCACGAAAACUAUUUGGCCUAUCCGAUCUCGUAUACAAAAUGUCCUUGCGCCAUACGCAGAUGGUUUCUGCUACAUCACCGAAUGCCCUGCCGCCUGCCCCUGCCAAAAACGACGGUACCCCGAGGCUUUCGUAGAGCUCUUCUGGUCCGAUCGCGCAUUCCCAGGGGUUCAACGAUACUUCAUGUUCCCGUGGGGCCCUAACACAGAAUACGAGACUAACCAAUUCUUGGAGUAUCUCUUCAAAAGGCAGUCCGGGGAAUCAUUGCCGGCCAAAUAUGAACCGAGAGAGUUGACUUGGGAUGAACAGGUCAAGACUAUCUGCGGCGAUGUUCCUCAUGAAACUCGGAGGUACAGAGUGUUGACGGAUCCCGAUAUCGAAGAAUUUCGGUUAUGCCGUUGCUCGUAUGGAAACAACGGAGACAUAAUUUUAUUCGUGGGAAACCAAAAUAUUCACGCAUUGAUGUCGACGAUGUAUAGGAUGUAUGAACGAGUCUCCGCCCAUGAUAACUUCCCAUAUUCUUAG
Molecule: messenger RNA, 1092 nt
Organism: Annulohypoxylon truncatum
Lineage: Eukaryota; Fungi; Ascomycota; Sordariomycetes; Xylariales; Hypoxylaceae
Exons: 2
Coding region: 1-1092 (363 amino acids)
Source: RefSeq, a predicted model, not a curated record